AACCAGGAAACUCUGCAUGAGCCGACACUGAGACACAGAAAGCUCCCAGGACUGGGGACACCGGUAAGAUCUGGGGCACAAGGCAUAUUAAGGAGCAAUAUUAGCUGACAGUCACGAUGGAUCACUGUAUCAGGUCGCUGUGUCUGGACCACAAGUAUUGCAGUGUGACCUCUCCUAUUACUACCCUCUCCUGCCACAGUAUGAUUUCCCAUCCAGAGCCUUUAUGUGGCUGUUCUGCUACAGCCCACCCGUGUGGUACCCACCACUCCAUCCACGGACGAUGCUCAUGGGCCGGCCAUUACCCUUAUUACACCAGCGUGACGUGUAAAAAGGUGGAAUUAUCGCCAACAUUCCCGUGUCCAACCCCCAUCAUUAGACGUGAAACAGUGCUGGCACGCAGAGACCCCGACCAGUUUUAUUACAUGGGUGUGGUGAGACAAGAGGAGAAACCGGGGCUGUUUCUAAUUGAGUUUACCAAGCCGAGUUCGGAGGGUGAACGGUACACCGCCACGCUGCAGCAGACGAGUGUUGCUGACAUUAUCCAGUAUGACGAAGCGCUGAGGCAGGCUAUAACUCCCGGAGACAACGUCCUAGCCCCCUGGGAAGCAGAGCAGGCCAGAUAUGGGCCAGGGACGGUUAUUUCAGGCCUGGAGACCAGAGAUCCUCUACGCGCUACUGAGGACGAGGAGCUGACAGUUAGUUUUUGGAAUGGCAAAAAGGCCAAAGUCCCUCUUAUAGUGGCUGUGUGGAUCUCCCCAUCUCUUCACCGGAGGAUCGUAGACAGACUUCACCACCCCAUCAGUAGCCACCAGUAUCACCAGGAGAGUGAGCAGAGCACCACAACCUAUGUCAUCACCGACCGCUGUACCCAGAUACCUGUCCCAAUGUGCUUAGCCAACCACGUCCACAAACACCGCUGGAACCACUGCACCGCCUACCCACAGCCCACCCAUCAGCACUGCUCCUGUUGCUGCUUCCCAAACCAUUCGUCAUGCACCUGUUGCUACGACCCCAAGUGCCAGGACUGGUGGCCCCUCUCACCUAGGACCAGUGUUUACAUCCAGGGUAAAAAGGAUCCAGAUGAUGACAGUAGACUGCAUUCAAUCAUGAAAGGAAGAGAGAGCCCCGGACGAGAAGGCCACCGGUUUUCAUCGUCGUCGGAGACUGAAGAAGAGGAGUCUUUGGAGGAUGAGGAGAGUGAGAAUGAAACAUGCCUGUCUAAGACCACGCAGAGCACCAUGGUGGACAGUUCUGUGAACACAGAUUCCAGCCUAUGGGAUAAGCCAAGGCUGGACAUAAGCGAGCGGCCCGACUGGAAAUACUGGAAGCAUAGCCAGCCAGAACCCUUCUAUAAAAAGCCAGGAAUUAUGAAAUCCAAGAAUAAAGCAUCCACAUUGGAUUCGAGGGCCACACUAUCUGACAUUGUUGGAUUGUCCAAUCAGAGUGCUCUGUUUGAAACAAUAUCAACUUCGCCAGCUAGACGCCUAUCCAUGAAAGAUGUUCUGACGCACACAGAUUUUUACCCCUCUGAGAAACAACAGGCGUCUCUUGUGGCCGAAGGUUUCAGAGACUCAGAAUUUGAAAAGCUGCGCAACAAGACGACUCUGGAGAAGCGACAAAAUAAAAUAAAGCAUAAUAAAUGGGAGCAGAAGAGGGAAGAAGAUGCCGGACAGAAGUACAGUGACAGCCAGGAGACUCACAGAAAGAAGACUCUGCAUCGUUUGCAGAACGAGGAGAUGAAGCUCAGGGAGCAGGAAAUGAGGAACAUUGAUGUGAUGAAGGCCAAGCUCGCUGUACAAGAGGAGCGCAGUGAACACCACCAGACCAUGGCCGCCGAGGACAAGAAGAGAGAACAGCGCAGGAUGGAUCACCUGAGGAAGGUCCGCGAGAAGAUCGACCAGAAGGAAUAUCAGAAGUGUGCAGCCAAUGAGCAGAGAGAGAUGAAUCAUAUGGCUGCGCAGAGGAGGAGGGUACAGAACCACUACAAAGAGGUGGCAGAGAAAGUCUUCCAGGCCGAACUGCAGGAAAUGCAGCGCAGCAACCCUAGAGUGUCAUAUAUGGAGGCGUAACACCCUCACCAACGACGGAGAUUAUACAAGGAGGCGUUAUAUUCACCCCAGGGUGGAGAUUCUAUAUGGAGAAACUGAUGGCAGAGACUAUACAUGGAGGCGUAAUACACUGGGGUGGAGAUGCUUUGUGGAUGGGGGAAAAAAUCAUACCUGGGCUGACAUUAUACAAUAUCAUUUUCUGAGAGUCCGUGAUUAUAACAUGAAUAUAUUAAAUGAGUUUAAGGCUUGUUUACAUACAUAAGAAAAAAAAUCUUAAAUUGCUUUAUGUAUAAAAUUAUUUAUUUUCACAAUGUAUUAAUCAGUAAACAGUGUCUGUGCAGUUCCCUGUGGAGCCUGCAGGUGGUGCUGGUGUAACAGUAUGAUUCUGUCUGUGGUACAGGGCAUGCAUGGCACCCUUAUAGAAAACAAAAGUUACUACGAUCUGUAUGUUGGGAAAUUAUAGCAAAAACGGCACUUAGUAGGUACAAACCACCCCAGAGCACAUGGUAAUAUUACUAUGGCCAUAAGAAAACAUUUAAACAUACGACCAGUUUCCAUGUGGUAUAAACUAUGGAACCAGGGGGUAAAGAACUUUCAAAAUGUCAGUCACUUAAAAGGCAAAGCCAGGUUGGGAGAUUUGCUGUGAUCUUGCCGAUGCCCCAUGGUGAUAGAAACAUUAAUAGGGAUCAGUGAUCUCCAUUACUGAGCAUGUACUACAUGAUGUCACUACAUGGUGGCAGUAUGUAACUCAGCAAAGGGUGGGACAGCAUUACAGAAUUGCACACAUUGGUGGGCUGAGCCGGGGGCAGGGUGCCAUGUUCUCCAGGCCGCUCUGUCGCCAAGUGUCCAGGGCCACACUCACCAGACGUCAAAGGCCCUUGGUGGUCCAUUGUUUCACGCGGCUAUAGCCGUGGUUGCUAUCUGAUGGUGACUGUCGGAGCAGCUGCUGUCACGUGAUGCAUUUCUCACGCUGGGGCAGAUGUAUUACACCUGGAGAAGGGAUAAAGAAGUGAUAAAGCAGUGAUAAGUGCAAGGGGAUAAUGCACUAGCCAGUCAUUACGGAUUUGAAAAAUAUUAGGAGCUGACUGGCUGGUGCGUUAUCACCUUGCACUUUGCACAUUCCGUGCAAAAAUAUGGCCAGCAUGGUUGGAGUUAUGGUCAGCAUUACUGCUUUACAGCACUUAGGUCUUCGGCUUAAUUCCCACCACAGCUGUGUGUGGAGUUAUUACGUUUUCCCUGGGUUUCCACCAAAACAUACGGGUAAGUUAAAUUAACCCUAGUGUGUCUGUGUGUUCGUGUGGUAGGAAAUAUAGAUUAUAAAGUGCACUUGCUGAUGCGAUCUGCUAUGGAAUAUGUGUGCGCUAUAUAAAUAACUAUUAAUAGUAGCUGCAGGUGUAUUCAGCGCCCUCUACUGUAUAAACAAGAAAUAAAUCUCCCUGCUCAGCCCAUUAUUGAGAAAGGAGGACACGGUCUGUUGCUGCAACAAUAAAUGAUUAUACUAAGGUACGAGAAAAUAAACAGCUCAUUGAAAUAAAAUA
Messenger RNA from Pseudophryne corroboree (corroboree frog), 3586 nucleotides. It is a transcript of the gene C11H11orf16, whose product is annotated as chromosome 11 C11orf16 homolog. The coding region runs from base 117 to 2069 and encodes 650 amino acids. The transcript has 10 exons. The record is from RefSeq and is a predicted model, not a curated record. Lineage: Eukaryota; Metazoa; Chordata; Amphibia; Anura; Myobatrachidae.